AUGGCUAUCGGCCCAACCGAUGAAGACCUCAAAAAGGUCGAAAAGGAUCUGGGGUAUGAAUUUCGGGACAAGUGGCUGCUCAGGCAGCUGCACUACAAUAGCUCUCAGGUGUCCAAGAGGGGCUUGGUUAGAGAUGCGGCCAUGCAUCUGGUGGUCAGUGACCUUGUGUAUGACUCCCUGCCCAAGGCAUCCACUGACAUCCUCACAGACCGCCGCACUACACUGGUCAUGCGGGACUUCUGUGCUGAGGGCGCCAGGAAGCUGGGCUGGAACAAGAUCGCCUUCACUGGAAAGUCCUUCCCCAAGCAGGAGGAGCAGGCUGCCAAGAACAUGCUGGCUGAGCUCUUUGAGGCUGUCUGGGGAGCACUAUACAAGGACUCUGGCGGCAACAUCCAUGCUGUUAUGGAUGCCUACUCGAGGCACUUUGCUCUGCACGAGGUGACCACCAACGGGACGGCCUCAUUCCACGCCAUGCAGCAGGGUGCUUCAGCUGCUGAGGGGAGCGCCAAAGCCCAGGAGGUGGCUGCAGCCCUGGCAGACCUGACCUUCAAGUGA
Coccomyxa subellipsoidea C-169 is the source of this 555-nucleotide messenger RNA. RefSeq names its product ribonuclease III. The record is from RefSeq and is a predicted model, not a curated record. Bases 1 to 555 code for a protein of 184 amino acids. Gene Ontology annotation, molecular function: ribonuclease III activity. Gene Ontology annotation, biological process: RNA processing. NCBI's taxonomy places the organism in Eukaryota, Viridiplantae, Chlorophyta, Trebouxiophyceae, Coccomyxaceae. The transcript has 7 exons.